Hemisphaericaspora subhashii is the source of this 723-nucleotide messenger RNA. RefSeq names its product sphingolipid homeostasis protein (gene ORM1). The record is from RefSeq and is a predicted model, not a curated record. Lineage: Eukaryota; Fungi; Ascomycota; Pichiomycetes; Serinales; Debaryomycetaceae. Gene Ontology annotation, biological process: intracellular sphingolipid homeostasis; ceramide metabolic process; negative regulation of ceramide biosynthetic process. The transcript has a single exon. The coding region runs from base 1 to 723 and encodes 240 amino acids. Gene Ontology annotation, cellular component: endoplasmic reticulum membrane.
AUGUCAAACUUAUCGCCUAAAUCCAAUGGCAAUGAGCCUCAUUUAGCACCUGCAAUCACCAUUCAAACAACUUCAACAAAUCCGAUGGCAACAACAACUAGUCUGUUUGCUAACCACCAAAGACACCGCUCAAUUAGUGAUUCACAUUCUCCUGGUCGUACAAGAAGUAACUCCAGUCCAUUGACUCCGACUCCUUCCCAUCAAUCAGCUCAUAUUGCCACUAGACAAAGAAGAUCUUCUUCAAUUAUUCAACAUUUAGAACCCGACACUUUAGAUACAAAAAUUGAUCAAUCAUUAAAUCCAAAUGUCAAUGCAAAUUGGGUUCAUCAAAAGGGAGCAUGGAUCAUACAUAUUGUGAUAAUAAUGUUAUUAAAAGUAUUUUUUAAUUUAACUGGUGUUUUAGAUAAUGAUUGGAGAUGGACUUUAACAAAUUUAACUUAUAAUGUUGGAUCAUAUAUUAUGUUCCAUCAAGUGAAAGGAACGCCGUUUGAAUUCAAUUCCGGAGCUUAUGAUAAUUUAACUAUGUGGGAACAGAUAGACAAUGGGGAUCAAUAUACUCCAAGUAAGAAAUUCUUAAUGUUGGUACCAAUUGGUUUAUUUUUAAUUAGUACACAUUAUUCAAGUUAUAAUUUAAAUUUAUUUAUCUUGAAUGGUAUUAGUUGUCUUUGUGUGGUUGUUCCAAAAUUAGCAAUUUCCCAUAGAUUAAGAGUGACUUUAUAUUAA